UGGAGGAACUAGGUUUCAAAACAGGGAACUUCGGCAGUGAAGUAGCGCAAUCGUAAUAUGGAUGUUGUUGAGGACUUUCAUAUAAAAAUCAACUCAAAUGAGACGAUCGGUGACGGGAAAGAAGAUGCCGUUGCUCAUUUUACAGACUCGAGUGUAUUCUUAUGGGCCACGAUGUUGACGUAUGGAGCGUUUUCACUUGUUGGAACGUUAGGUAACCUGGUCGUAAUUGUUGUAGUAGCAGCCAACAAGCCCUUACAUACUAUGAGCCAGUUCCUGAUAACACAGCUGGCCAUUGGUGACCUGAUCACUCUUCUAUUUUGCAUGCCCUUCUCUGUCACGUCUGCUUAUUUGUUUAAGAGCUGGCCAUUCGGUGAAUUCAUGUGUUAUUUUGUGGCAUUUGGAGGAUGUAUAGGUCCAAGCGUCUCAAUUCUAACCCUGUUGGUGAUGAGCUUUGAGAGGUAUCUGGCUGUAGUCUACCCGUUGAAGGCAAAAUCGUUCUGGACUAAAGGCAAAGUUUGUUUGGCCUGUGCGUUUAUCUACCUUGUGUCUUUUACGCGUGCCCUGAUCCGGCCUAUUUUGGUGAAGAACUAUUCUAUUGUCUACUCAGAAGACGACACGGGAAAAGGCAAGUGUAGCUCCACAGUUGGGUCCAUAGAGCUUAUCGUUUUCAAUGCAAUAGGUGGAGUUGGCUUCUACUGCAUCCCUCUUUUGAUCAUCGGGUUUUGCUACGCGAAGAUCCAUACUGAAAUACGAAAGAGCAUCAAAAUGGCUGCUGGCUCUGAUGACAUUAUAAAAAAGAGGGAAAGGGCAACUAGAGUUGUGUUCGCUAUCAUCAUUCUAUUUGGAGUUAUGUGGCUCCCUAUCUACAUCGUUACUCUUAUGUACGUCACUGAUGAUAUCAAGGUUUUUGGCAAAGAGAAUUGGUUCAUCGUGUUUGUGUUUGUUGCGCGUAUCUUAGAGUAUGGGAAUGGUGUCGUCAAUCCUAUAUUCUAUUCUCUCCUUAGUGAUAAAUUCCGGAAAUGUCUGAGAAAUCCAGCGUGCUGUGCUCCAGGAGUAAAAGAAGGAUUGUCGGAGACUUCAGCCUCCACUUCUAAAACUACAUCGACUACAAUCCUCGAUGAUAAGAAAUAACAGGUCAAACGAGCACGAUGAGCACAAGCCACUGACACAAACCCGUAUAUCAUUUUGUAUAUAAAUGAAUUAAGGAUGCACAUCAUGAUAGAGGACACGCAUAGGCUAGUAGAUAAAUGUGUUAUAUAGUGCAGAGACAUAUAAAGCAAUUAUAUAAGAGUAUAAUUCGUAUAUAUGCUUUCGUUAACACUCCGAUUUUUUGUGAUAGGGAUAUCGAUAAAGUUCGAUCCAUGGUUAAGAUGACAUCGCACUUGAAAGAUCUUCAUAGAUUAUUUGCAUAAUAUACAGUUGCCCCAGCUAUCGAAUAAAUAGCAUUCAAAGAAUGAGUCAUGGAAGACUCCAUCAUUAUCAUUGUUUUU
Molecule: messenger RNA, 1490 nt
Organism: Owenia fusiformis
Lineage: Eukaryota; Metazoa; Annelida; Polychaeta; Sabellida; Oweniidae
Source: the annotation of a GenBank genome assembly